This is a messenger RNA of Folsomia candida, 1205 nucleotides long. Its product is annotated as kynurenine formamidase-like. The transcript is spliced from 3 exons. NCBI's taxonomy places the organism in Eukaryota, Metazoa, Arthropoda, Collembola, Entomobryomorpha, Isotomidae. Bases 99 to 641 code for a protein of 180 amino acids. The record is from RefSeq and is a predicted model, not a curated record.
CACACAAUCACUUCAAAAACCAAUUAAGCCAGGAGAGAGUCACGUGAAAUGUUCACUCGAUUUCUCAAUUUUGCUUGGUUUACACAUCGCUUGCAGAAAUGAAGAAUUUAAUUGCAUUUCUUGGCUGUUCAAUUGUCAUUCUACUUGGCGUUGUGGAAAGCCUUGUCGUCCUUGAUGUCCCAUAUGGUGAACAUGAGGAUCAAAUCCUGCAUUUGCAUAUCCCCGAUGAUGAUUCCAUUCGGUUGAACAAAAUACUUAUAAUGCUUCACGGCGGAGCGUGGUGGAUGGGACGGAAAGAGGAUUUGAAUCCGCAUGUUGCAGUUAUUCGCGAAAAAUUGCCCGAUUAUGCCAUUGCUAAUAUGAAUUAUCAACUAGGAUCCGCGGAAAGCCCAAGAUUUCCAAAACAGCUGGAUGAUAUUAAGGCGGUAAUUGCAUUUUUGAAGUCCAGCUUUACUUCCGAUCUUUCUAUCGCUGUGUUCGGAAAUUCAGCGGGCGCCUUGUUAGCAUUGCUAUACAGUUACCGAUGGGACGAGGCCAGUCGUGACGUCAAAGCUGUCAUAUCGCAUGUUGGGCCAGUCGACUUAAUGGUUGAUUUCUACUGCAAAAAUUUAUCGCGUACCCAUUCAUUGUCCAAUUGCUAGGACCCGACACCUGCCAAGAAAAUCCAGCACUUUGGAAUGAGACAAGUCCUAUCACCUUUGUGGAUGAGAGGUCUCCUCCAACCGUCGGGUUUUAUGGCAGUUUGGACGUUCUUGUUCCAUUUGGGCAGAUGGCAAGUCUGCAAGAAAAGUUGGAUUCUGUAGGAGUACCAAAUGCAUUCGCCAGAUAUCCAAUAGGUCAUACUGAUUGGCCGGAUGCGCAUGUGCAAGAUAUGUUUACUAUAAUGGCUGAUUUCCUUACUAGUUAUUUGUAGGACUGAUCGCUGUAUGAAAACAAUGAGGUUUAACUUAUGAAAAAAUGCUUAUGGGGAUGGACAAUUAAAUUUAUUCAAUUGAUACCAAGCUAUACUAAAAUAAAUCAUCAUCUAAAAAUGUACAUUUUAUGUGCCUAAUGGCACUAUUCUUACUUAAUUGCAACUCUUUCCACACAAAAUUAAAAAAAUAUAAUGGAUUGUAUUAAACACAACCCAUUAUUAACAAAAUUUUGCAUACUUUACAAAAAUCCGUAUUAGCAAUAGUACCUACAACGAAUCCAUCUUAUCGGAA